AUGGUGGAUCACACAAGCGUCUCUGCGAAAUCUGCGCUGUCAGCCUCCUUCUCCUCCUCCAGCAGCCUCCCUCUCCCGGCUCCCCCCGCCGUCUCUCACGGCUCCCAGCAGUCGGCCGGGGGCAUGAAGCUGGAGGCGGUGAUGGAGAACCUGCAGCGGCAGCAGGCGGCCCGGCUCGCCCUGGAGGAGAAGCUCCGGCAGGCGGAGGCGGAGAAGGAGCUCCGGUCCAUGGUGGAGUCUCAAAUCCAGCAGCAGGCGCGCGCCUUUAGGCACUACCAGGCGGCCAUGAGAGGCGCUCUGACCGGGGGAGGGUCCGCCUCGGCUCCUGGACUGUCACUGCCUCUCAUGGAGGUCCGCAGAGCCGUGGGGGACCGGAGCGGCUCCAGACCGGACCGGGAAGAGGAGGAUGAGGGAGAGGAGCCGGACGAGCAGGAGAUCCUGGAUGAGGAGGAGGAUGAGGACGUGGAUCUGAACCACUUCACGCCGCGACAGUCCUCUCUGACAGGGACCCCGCUGCACCUCCUCACCCGAGUCCCACCCGCUUUCUCCCAGACCCGCCGUGCGGAGUCUCCGAACCCCCACAACCAGAACCAGCAACACGAGUGGACCUACGAGGAGCAGUUCAAACAGCUGUACGAGUUGGAUGAAGAUGAGAAGCGUAAAGAGUUUCUGGACGAUCUCUUCAGCUUCAUGCAGAAACGAGGGACUCCGGUGAAUCGGAUUCCUAUCAUGGCCAAGCAGGUGCUGGAUCUGUACACGCUCUACAAGCUGGUGACUGAAAAAGGAGGCUUAGUUGAAGUCAUCAAUAAGAAAAUAUGGAGAGAGAUCACCAAAGGCCUCCACCUGCCCACCUCCAUCACCAGCGCCGCCUUCACCCUCAGAACACAGUAUAUGAAGUACCUGUACCCCUAUGAAUGUGAGAAGCAGGGGUUGUCCUCUCCAGGUGAGCUUCAGGCAGCUAUCGACAGUAACCGGCGUGAGGGCCGUCGUCAGAGCUACGGGUCCGCCAUCUUUAAUUACUCUCCUGUGGGCACUCCCACCCUGCUGUCCCCUCAAAAGAUACACCUGUCCCACCUGUCCAUGCCCCCACACAACAGCAGCCACAUGGCCCAGGUGCCUGUCAUCAAGAAAGAGGAGCCCAUGAUCUCCAGCUGUCUGCCCGGACGCAUCGCCCUCCCCAUGUCGCCCAAUGGUCACCGAGCAGCGGCGGCAGCUCAAGCGGCGGCAGUGCAGGCGGCGGCUCUAGAGCAGCUGAGGGAGAAGCUUGAGGGUGGAGAGCCACCACAGAAGAAGAUGAUGAUGAUGGAGGAGCAGCAGAGGAUGAUGCAGCAUGCUCUGCAGCAGAACCUGCUGGCCAUGGCCUCCACCCUGCCUCUGAACAUCAAACUACACAACAGAGAUGAUAGACAAGAGGCCGCAUUGAACCUGUCUACCAGCGGCAUUAGCAGCAUCAACAUGUCAAUAGAAAUAAAUGGAGUUGUCUACACAGGUGUGCUGUUCUCGGGUCAGGCGGCGGUGGCGGCGAUGACGGGACACCGCGGGAGACACGGCAGCUGUCACACUCAGGAAAAGAGCUGUCCUUCUCAGUUCCAGCCCUCCUCCUCCUCCUCUUCAUCCUCCUCCUCUUCACUCCACAGAAACUCCUCCCCCUAAGCUUCCUCCCCCCUCCCCCCUCUUCACGUCACCCCCUCACCCGUCCAGCAGGGAGGAGGACUGCAGCUGG
Molecule: messenger RNA, 1723 nt
Organism: Notolabrus celidotus (New Zealand spotty)
Lineage: Eukaryota; Metazoa; Chordata; Actinopteri; Labriformes; Labridae
Gene: arid3c
Product: AT rich interactive domain 3C (BRIGHT-like)
Exons: 9
Coding region: 1-1653 (550 amino acids)
Biological process (GO): regulation of transcription by RNA polymerase II
Cellular component (GO): nucleus
Molecular function (GO): DNA binding
Source: RefSeq, a predicted model, not a curated record